ACAAUGUAUUUCAGAACCCGAUUAAAUAUCGAUAUUUCCGUAUCACUUUUAGUAAAGUUACUUUAUUCCUUGUUGAUUCUAUAAUUUUUGGGAAUAGCCAUGCCAUGCCAUCCACCGGCAUUGAUUCUCAAAUAUAAUGAGCACAAGCCGGCUGUAAGAGCUGUAACUAUCUGUGCGAUGUCAUUAGAUUAAUAUUAGUUUGACCUAACAUUCAUCUAGAAUACUGUUCACUAGAAUUUAUUUUCAAAAGACAUUGUCUCGAUGUCUGGUCGUGGAGGAUGGAGGGGAAGAGGCGGAGGUUGGAGGGGAGGAGGAGGAUGGAGAAGCCGAGCUGGAGGCAGAGGAGGAGGCUGGAGGGGUAGAUCCAAGCAGCAAGACUCGACCUCAGAUAUUUCUAGAGAUUCAAAUAAAAGUUUGUCAAAUGAUUCAAGGAUAUCAGAUUAUUACGAAACUGUCGGGUGUCCGUACAAAGCUUGGAGACAUUAUCUUCCAGAUAUUCCCUUUAACCCUGCAGCAUCUAUUAUUGGCAAGUUGAAGUGUGCUGUGUGGUAUCUGGAGAGGAAUGAGAAAACUCAGCGUGAAAAAUUGUUCGACAAAGGAUUCUUCAGUGUUAACAUGGACAAAAUGAUUACAGAUGAGUGUGUACUGGAGGCCUGGCCUCGAGUUAAAGACGAACUCGAGGAGAAAGCUGAAAGAGUUUGUGCUCCUGAUGAAGGGAGAGGGAAGGAAAUCAUCUUCAAGUAA
Molecule: messenger RNA, 744 nt
Organism: Eurytemora carolleeae
Lineage: Eukaryota; Metazoa; Arthropoda; Copepoda; Calanoida; Temoridae
Product: DNA helicase MCM8
Exons: 5
Coding region: 262-744 (160 amino acids)
Source: RefSeq, a predicted model, not a curated record